Pundamilia nyererei is the source of this 451-nucleotide messenger RNA. RefSeq names its product paramyosin-like. Lineage: Eukaryota; Metazoa; Chordata; Actinopteri; Cichliformes; Cichlidae. The transcript is spliced from 5 exons. The record is from RefSeq and is a predicted model, not a curated record. Bases 23 to 451 code for a protein of 142 amino acids.
ACAAAACAGAAUAGACACACUCAUGGCUCAAAUAGGCAGCAGUGAUCGAGACAACACCAAACUGACACUGAAAAUCCUGAAUCUGCAGAGCCAGGUGAAGCACCUGCAGAAUCUGCUGUCAAACCGCGAAACUCUACAAACCAGUAAGCUAACUGAGAUCACAAAUGAGCUUGCAGCCAAGAAGGGAGAGCUGGAGAAACAUGUCAAUGAGCUGAAACAGAAGAACCAGGAAAAUGCCAACCUGAUUUUGAACAUCACUGAUCUGCAAAGCCAACUUGAAAACCUUGAAAAAGUUAAGACAGCUGAGGAUAAAGAAAGUGCUGCUACAAUUUCUAAUCUCAGAAAACAACUGAAGGUUAAAGAGGAGGAGCAUUCUCGUGAUCAGGAAGUGAUCCUCGGUAAGUUCAUCCGUGGCAUGUUUAAAUUUCUGCAACAAGAAGGAUUAAGUUGA